Acanthopagrus latus (yellowfin seabream) is the source of this 7654-nucleotide messenger RNA. RefSeq names its product cartilage intermediate layer protein 2 (gene cilp2). The coding region runs from base 1 to 3750 and encodes 1249 amino acids. Lineage: Eukaryota; Metazoa; Chordata; Actinopteri; Spariformes; Sparidae. The record is from RefSeq and is a predicted model, not a curated record. The transcript has 10 exons.
AUGUUGGGAUUAAAUAAGGUGGCACUCCUGCUGUCUUUCCUGGCUUCCCUGGCUUUGGGCCAAGGAUCUGUGAGGACCAGGAGUCAGCUGGACAGGAGCCGGAGAGUGGCCCUCAACACCUUCACGGACACACAGACAACAGGCGUGACAGAGUGGACGUCUUGGUUCAACAUCGACCAUCCUGGAGGGAAUGGAGACUACGAGCGCCUGGAGGCGAUACGUUUCUACUACAGGGAGAGAGUCUGCGCGCGGCCAAUGGCCAUGGAGGCUCGCACGACAGACUGGGUCGCGGCGGCGGACACUGGGGAAGUGGUCCACUCCAGUCUGGAGAAAGGCUUCUGGUGCAUCAACAAGGAACAGCCCCACGGUCGCAUCUGCUCCAACUAUCACGUCCGCUUUCAGUGUCCCCCAGUGCAGAGCUACUGGACCGACUGGAGCGAAUGGGGUCCCUGCUCAGCCACGGUCUGUGACGACGUAGGCAUCCAGGUCCGCCAGAGGAAAUGUGUCAACACCCAGCCCAUGCCUCUCCUGUUGGUGCCAGCGUGCCAGGGUCACCAUUCAGAAAGGAGGGAGUGCUCUACCCCUCUAUGUACAGCCAAGUGGAGUCCGUGGGGUCGGUGGGGGACGUGUUCUGUGACCUGUGGUGGAGGUCGCAGGAUCAGGAGGAGGACCUGUGUGCGGACCUCGGUGACAAUUCAGUGUACUGGACGGCCUGUUGAAAUUCAGAAGUGCGGGAAGAGUCCGUGCCCAGCCAAAUGUCAGCGCGUGUGCACCGAAGGCCGUCCCAGUGAGGACUGCAGCCUGUGUGUGUGCGACAACCACGUGUUGCGCGGAGAAGUCCACACUGUGACCGGCGUCCCUGUGGCAGGGGCCUUGGUGGCUCUGGCCGGCCAGCCCAAGGCGAUCCGUGCUCGGACGGACGCCAAGGGUCAGUUUGGCCUCAAAGGAGUCUGCUCCUCCAGCUCGACCUUGAUCUCCAUCAGGAAGGAGAAGUACGCCCCGAUCACUGUGCCCACUUCCAGUAACACCACAGGGCUGUCGUGGGUACAGGCUGUCCUCAAAUCAGCUGAAAAGCCGUACAUCGUGAAGCACCCGGAGGACAAAGUGCGUUAUGAGGGAGGAAGGGUGCUGCUGUGCUGCAAGGCAACGGGAUCACCAGCGCCUGACAAAUACUACUGGUACCACAACGGGACUCUGCUGGACAGGAAGGUGUACAAGUAUGAAGAGGACCUUGUGCUGCGCGACCUGAAGCCGGAGCAGUCGGGACAGUACUACUGCAAAACCAGCAGCCCUGCAGGCAGCAUCAAGUCCACGCCAUCCUUCCUCACUGUGAUCGCAAAAGGAACACCAGCAUGCAAUUCCACCCCGGAGACGCACCUCAUCAGACUGCCGAUGGACUGUGUUCAACCCGGGACUGUUUCCAAGUACUACAACGCAGGCCGCUGCCUUCUCAACAAAUGUGCUGGCUCUCUAGAUUUUGAUAUGCGCUGCAGAGACGGGUCUGCAUUCUGCUGUGGGGUCCAGAAUUUGGAAAGCCGAAACAUUGACUGUGGGAGCUACAGCCUCCCUAUCCGGGCUGUGACACAGUGCGGCUGCCAGAAGUGUGUGCAGCCGACUGUGCUGGUUCGUGGUAGAGUGGUCACAGCUGACAACGAUGAGCCUCUGCGCUUUGGACACAUCUAUAUUGGUAAGGAGAGGGUGGGCACCACCGGAUACCAAGGAGGCUUCACAUUGCAAAUUAAUCCUGAUACACAGAGAUUGGUUGUAAAUUUUGUUGACCCCACUCAGAAGUUUCUUGACACUCCAAAGGUGUUCAUCUUGGAUAAGAAAGGUGGGUCCAUCUACCAUGAUGUAAAGGUGAUGAGAAAGCAGACGCCGAUUGAUAUCAAUGCAGGAGAGACUAACUCUAUAAACCUAGGGGAAAUUAAAGGGGAAGACCCCAUUGGUCAGUUGGUUAUUCCUCCCAACUCUUUCCACAAGGACAAUGGCGAAAUCUAUGAGGGAACUGUGAAAGCCAGCGUCACAUUCAUUGACCCGAGAAAUAUCACCACGGCGGCUGCGGCCCCCGGCGAUCUCAACUUUGUGGACGAUGACGGUGACAUGCUUCCUUUGAGGACCUACGGCAUGUUCUCUGUGGACUUCAGAGAUGAAACCAACAAGGAGGUACUCGGAGCCGGAGCUGUUCAAGUCCUUCUUGACACACAGCACGUCAAAAUGCAAGAGCACAUUCCCAAAAUGAAACUGUGGUCUUUAAACCCAGACACAGGAGUCUGGGAAGAGGAGAGUGACUUCUACGCCACGCAAACUACUGGUGGUCACGGGCGAAGCAAGCGAGAGGAGCGCACAUUCCUCAUAGGCAACAUGGAGAUCCGAGAACGUAGGCUCUUUAAUUUAGACGUGCCUGAAAAUAGGCGCUGCUAUGUCAAAGUCCGUGCCUACAUGAGUGACAAGUUCCUACCUACUGAACAGCUGGAGGGUGUUGUGAUUAGCUUGAUAAACUUGGAACCUAAACCUGGUUAUUCCUCCAAUCCAAGGGCAUGGGGGCGCUUUGAUAGCGUCAUCACUGGACCUAACGGGGCUUGUUUACCUGCUUUCUGUGAUGCCCAAAGGCCCGACGCUUACACUGCUUAUGUCACGGCAAUGAUGGGUGGGGAAGAACUGGAGGCAGCUCCCUCCUCCCCCAAAAUGAAUCCAAACAUCAUUGGAGUGUCUCAGCCAUACCUGGAUAAAAUCGACUACCAGCGCUCAGACCACGAGGAUCCAGCUCUGAAGAAAACAGCCUUCAGAAUCAACUUGGCAAAGCCCAACCAAAAUAACCUUGAUGAGACCAAUGGGCCAAUAUAUCCGUAUCAGAAUUUAAUAGCCUGUGAAAAUGCUCCUGUUGAUGCAAAUCAUUUCAGAUUCUUCAGAGUGGAAAAGGACAAGUAUGAAUACAAUGUUGUUCCCUUUGAGGAGAAUGAUUUGACGACCUGGACUGGCGACUACCUCUCCUGGUGGCCCAAUCCCCAGGAGUUCAGAGCAUGCUUCAUUAAGGUCAAGAUCCAAGGACAGAAGGAAGUGAUGAUCAGGUCAAGGAAUCUCGGAGGAACACACAGAGAAACAAAAGGCCAACUUUAUGGCAUAAGAGACAUUCGCAGCACCCGCGACAUGCGAGAGGCCAACACCUCAGCAGCCUGCGUAGAGUUCAAAUGCAGUGGCAUGUUGUUCGAUCAAGCUGAGGUGGACCGCUCGCUCAUAUCAGUGCUUCCUCAGGGGAACUGUCGCAGGAUUAACACUAACAGUCUCCUGCACGAGUAUCUCAUCAAACAUCCACCAGUAGCUCAAAAUAACGAGUCCCAUGCGUUCACCAUGCUGGCACCUGUAGAUCCUUUGGGACACAACUAUGGCAUCUACACAGUCACAGACCAGAAUCCCAGGGUGGCCAAGGAGAUUGCUAUAGGCCGCUGCUUUGACGGCACCUCAGAUGGUUUCUCAAGGGAGAUGAAGUCAGACUCUGGAGUGGCUCUAACCUUCAGCUGUCCGGAGAGGAAAAUUAACAGAGAGAGCCUUUUCCAACGUCUGCAGACCAACCCUGGUCAGACUUUGUCUCAGAUGGCGAGGGACAUGAGGGAGUCGGAGGGUCUGCAGGCGCAGAGAUUAUCCUCCCAGGUGGUGGCCUAUCCUUCAGAGCAGCAGGGCAGGUCCCAGAGUCGCAGAGUCAGCUCCACAACCAGGAGGAGAGUGUCCACGCGCAUACAGCGGCGCCAAUAGAUGUAACAAGAGGUCUUCAGUCAAUGACGGCAUCAAGUCGAGGGAGUAAAAGUUGAACAUCUGUGGAUGAGUAUGAACUCCCUCCUCACUAUGGAAACCACAAAACCAAGGCAGACAGCAAUUCAGCAAAAUCAAUGAGUGUGAUUGAACAUAUUCAUUAGACGUAUACUUACUUGAAGGGUUCGGUAUAUCAUUUUUCUUCCUUCCCUCCUCAAAGAAAUGCAUCAUUUGUUUGUAUGUAAUGCAGUGACUGGCAAUUUUUUAAAUCAGCUUUGGUCUAACUUUAUGUAAGAAUAGACAAACUUGACGUUUGAGAUUGUAACUUUUAUAGUUCUAAUUUGUGGCAUUCCAUUUUACCCAUGGUGGGUGUUUUUGCUGAUGUCUCUCAAUGCUUGAGUCGAAAACCAAACCUUCAAAAACUGUUAAUACUACGCCAGGCCCCAAACACUUCAUAAUUGGCCAUUCCUUUCCGUGGAACUUCAUUCAAGAUCAGCAAGAAACCAACUUGAGGUCCUCGUUGUCUGCAGCAGACACUGAACCCUUUUUCUACGAACUGGGAAACGCUCUCCACCAAGGGGAGGCAAAAGAGACAUGUUGGGUGCAGGGAGGGUGAGGCAUGCCACCCGGGGAACAGAGGAUGUUUUCAGUCAUGCUCCUAAUGUUUUUCUUCAGCAUGCCACAUUGCCAACUGUGAUUCAGCCAAACGUCUUUCACACCUACUUAAAAUGUGGAAGACCGAGGCCUUUGCCAAGACAAGCACCGAUCUCUCAAGUGGGAAGCAGUCUAGGAUGAGGAUAGUCCAUUGUGAGGUAUGACAUGUUUUCCUUUUGUCCUCUGCACAGUCCAAAUUUGCAUCACCAAUCUCAAAACUGUACUGUUUAUUCACAAAUAUUUCACUUUCUCAAAAAACGCUCACAGAGACUCAUUAAGGGUCUUGACUUACUCUGUUUUAAUUGUCGGGGUUAUGUGUUUGUCAGCUGCCUUUGUAUCUUGAAGUGCAAUAAGUAUAUAAUUUAACUUUUAACUAAGAUCAGCAUGUAACAAACAAUUACAGCACAUGAAAAGUGCUGCUGGAGAAUGAAGCAAACUCCCUCAGUACAUGUAGCAGGUAGUAAGGUGAAGGUGUUUGUACGAGAUCUUGCACAAGACCAUUUUCAGUGAUUUAAAGCAAGUAAUUUAACUGCUUUGUUGUGUAAUCAUUCUUCAGCUCUCUCAACUACGUAGACUCUUAUUAACCUUUCCAUACUUUGCUGCAUGGCUCAUUUGAUUUUAGAAUUAGUAGACCACAGUAAUCUUUUCAAACUUCAGAGAGCAGUCUUGUUAGUGGGAAAUCUCAGCGGAGCCUUCUCUUCAUUAACAAACCCCACUGUGAGACUCAUACACAGGAGAGUGAUAAUUAAAAAAACUUACACUUGUGAAUUUACUGGCCGAGUUUUUUUCAGAGAUCCUGUCAUUGUGGCAGAAUGUGUGACAAUCUAGGAGCUCUUAAAGUAUUCAUCUUGAUAGAUAUUCAGACAUGUAGACCUAAAACUACUGAGCUAUUUAAUCGCUAUCGGUAAUAAAAAAGAAACUUCACUUGGUGGUAAAAGCUCAACAGUUGCUGAUCUGCAAAACGGGCACUUGCAGAUCCGAGAGGAGGGCCGAGGAGGAAGACAAGUAAACAUAAGCCUCGUUUUAAUUCGAAAAUAAAUUACAUAGUCUCUUGAUAACUAUUAAAAACAGUUUAACUCACUUUCACAAACAUCCAAACAAGUUAAUCUCCAGGGAACAAUGGAAGAAGUUAUGCAAUCAAGAAUAUACUCGACCCAUGGGAAUUAUGGUCCAACAUAUUUAUCAUCAAAAUGGCCCCCAGUCCACUGUACAGCUAACUCUUAAUCCAUUCAACCCUGACUUCAUUUUUUAUUCCUAAUGUGCAGCAGAUUUAUUGUUUAAUUUGUGCCAAGAGGUGGCAUCACGAGGUUGCAUGUUUAAAUGAAAACCAUAUAUCGUAACCCUACACUCGUACUCGGCCCCACUUCGAAAACAACAAUCUCUUCCGUUAUGCGCCGUGAGCAGCGCGCUUCAGAAAAAACCCCCCAAAAAAACCACUCAGAGCUGUGUAAUAAAGGGUGACAACACGCGUUACCUUCACCGUGAUCACUGACGUCUCUAAUCACAGGCCUGUGGGCCGUCCACAACUCAACAGUCCAGAUCUCCAGAUGAAAACAAACGUCCCCCCGCAGCAGAUGUAGCAUCCACCCCGUAAGAAAGAUGAUGAUUGAAUCCAGGUGUGGGAAGAGAUAAGUCCCAUAAAAAUGCAAUGGUGUGUGAGGUCAGCUGAGGAGGCCCAACAGCUGUAGAGCAACUGGAAAGGAAAUGUUAGACCAAAGACAUCAAGAGAAAGAGGAGCGAGAUUAUCUAGUGAUGGAUUUAAUCAUUUUGAGGCACUGUUUGGUAAAUGGAAAAAGGAAGGGGAAAAUAUUAGUGGUCUCUGGCCUCACAGUCCAUCACUUACUGAGUAUCGGGCUUCGAAAGUGGUUGCACAUGGAAGAAUGCAGGUUUUUCAGAGGAGAACGCUUUGACAGGAGAAUUGGCUUAUUCAUGAGGAGAAGUUAUCAGAGGAGUUUGAAGGACAAGGUAACAGUAAUAGGCCGAGUAAACCUUUAUAUAAGGCUUUGCAUGUGAAAAGUAAGCUGGGCUUUCCCAACAGUUGCUUUGUCUUCUGGGGAACUUCAAAGAAGAUUAAAGAUCCUCCAGAGUGUCUGGUUUAAUACCUCAAGAAAAGAAACUUUCCAAAGACUUCAGAAUCAAAUAAGGGCAUUUGAGACUGAAUCCAACAGAUAAAACACGCCGCAACAAAAAAAAGGAGCAGCAGCAAGGGUUUCAGUUUUACAGGGAUUCAAUGUUAAUAUCACAAAUGUAGCUUUAAGGAGCUCAAUGUAUUUUUGUUUUACAGCCUAAAACGAAUACUUUGACAUUUUUGGAAAUAAGAUUAUACACUGUCUUGCUCAGAGUUGGAUAAAAAGAUCAACAGCGCUCUUAUUUCUGUCCAUUAAACGAGGCCAGAGCCAGUGGAAACAGGGUAAACAGCUUGCCAGGGUCUCUGCUGAGAGAUUAAAAAAAAAAAAAAAAACCUUAAUGCCUCUGGCAGGAAAGGUCAUUUUUACACUUGCACGAGUUCAACAGUGAGCUUAAAAUGUGUUUUAGGUAAAGUUUGUCACCUUUCAACAAAACUAGACUUGCUGUUUUUAUUUUUUCUACACGUUAAAGCUAAGCUAAGAUAGCUGGAGCUUGGUACUUACUGUAGUUCAUAGACAUGGUUUGAAUCUCCUCAUCUAAACCGAGCCAAAAAGAACACAUAACUGUGUUUCCCAACAGCAUGCUAUUGUUUUAUCCCCUUAGACUGACUAAACAUGGACUGUUUUUAGUAACAGUCAAAACCCGGUGAAGUUAAUUGCCUUCGAUUAAUACUUAAUAACCUCACUUUGCGUCUUACAGUGGCUGCAUAGUAGUAAUGCUAACCGGCUGCAUUUCACUAAAGCUCUCAAUCUACCAGAAAGCACCAAAAAUUUCACAGUAUCUUAAGCGUGUCAGAUUCAUCCAUUUUCUCUUCUGUACAGUCCAGCUGGUCUCAAGGAGAUCAUAAUUUAUUCAGAAGGUCAUCCACGGGAAAAAAAAAAAAAACCCUUCUAAAAAACUUUCUGGAGUCUACAAAGAAGAGUUGUAUAUUUGGCACUGUGCUCCAGGAAGCCGCCCUGAGCGCCAGUAAAAAAAAAAAAAAAAUCACACAAACAAACUCCUGAUCAUUUUCUCUGUCAGCGCUUAACUAUUGCAUGGUGAUGCCAAUCUCUCGUUUCUUUUUACGUGUAAAUUGUGUAUUGUAUGAAAUAUGCUAUAAUUGUAUGAACAAGAAACUGUAAAUAAA